Nicotiana tabacum (common tobacco) is the source of this 734-nucleotide messenger RNA. Its product is annotated as protein yippee-like At5g53940. The record is from RefSeq and is a predicted model, not a curated record. NCBI's taxonomy places the organism in Eukaryota, Viridiplantae, Streptophyta, Magnoliopsida, Solanales, Solanaceae.
AAACCCUCAACCGCACGGUCGCGGACCAUAUAUCAGUCUUGUUCUGGAAUCUAGAAAACCCACUUCUCUAUCUUUGGAAAAUGGGAAGGAUAUUUGUGGUAGAUCUUGAAGGUAGGACAUACAAGUGCAAGUUCUGCAAAACCCAUCUUGCCCUUGCUGAUGACGUUGUUUCCAGGGGAUUUCAUUGUCGCAGAGGAAAAGCAUACCUAUUCAAUAAAGCGGUGAAUGUAACUGUUGGACCUCAUGAAGAGAGGGUGAUGCUUUCUGGGAUGCACACUGUAGCGGACAUAUUUUGUUGCUGUUGUGGGCAAAUUGUUGGCUGGAAAUAUGAGUCUGCACAUGAGGAAAGCCAGAAGUAUAAAGAAGGGAAGUUUGUCCUCGAAAGAGAUAGGAUCAUUGAUGGCGUUGACACUGAAUUCUACAUCGAUACUCGUCCGAGUAUCAGUGAUGCUGAGGAUGCAUAGGCUUUGCUAUGUUUGUAUCUAAACAUUGUGUAGUUUUAUCUUGCAGGUCUAGUUUGUAGAUAUAGAAAAAAAAAGAACUGUUUGUAUCUAACCCUUGUGUAGUUAUAUCUUGUAGGUCUAGUUUGUAGAUAUUGGAAAGAAGCUUCUACAUAAGUGUUUUUUUGUAUAUGAGAUUCCUUAUAUAAGGAGUUUUUUUUAUUAUGUGUGAAAAAUAGAAAGUAAGAGCUAGUAUGGUUGAUGAGUCACAGUUAGGUAUGAUCUUUGCACGUC